This is a messenger RNA of Frieseomelitta varia, 1847 nucleotides long. RefSeq names its product actin-related protein 3 (gene Arp3). The record is from RefSeq and is a predicted model, not a curated record. Gene Ontology annotation, molecular function: actin filament binding. The transcript is spliced from 6 exons. Gene Ontology annotation, cellular component: actin cortical patch; Arp2/3 protein complex. Gene Ontology annotation, biological process: Arp2/3 complex-mediated actin nucleation. NCBI's taxonomy places the organism in Eukaryota, Metazoa, Arthropoda, Insecta, Hymenoptera, Apidae. Bases 179 to 1432 code for a protein of 417 amino acids.
AAUGUCAUGAUUAUCCUUUUUACGAGAGUUUCGCUCAAAUGGAUACGCCGCUUAAAGUGCGCUCUGCUUUAUCUUCGAAACGAGGUGUGGUUAAUUGAUACGGAUGAAUAUUACAUUUAUAUUAUAGUGAAAAUAUAUUUCUUUUUGAUAAAAGACCGGUCGAAACAAAAAGGGCACGAUGCUUGGUCGUCUUCCUGCUUGUGUAAUUGACGUGGGUACGGGAUAUACAAAGCUAGGUUUCGCGGGUAAUAAGGAACCACAGCUUAUAAUUCCAUCUGCAAUUGCAAUUAAAGAAACUGCUAAGGUUGGAGAUAAUAAUGCUAGAAGGAUUACUAAAGGAGUCGAAGAUUUGGACGCAUACAUCGGAGAUGAAGCUUUCGAAGCUACGGGUUAUUCCGUAAAAUAUCCAGUUCGACACGGAUUAGUGGAAGACUGGGAUUUAAUGGAGAAAUUCCUGCAACAAUGUAUUUUCAAAUAUCUGAGGGCAGAACCUGAAGAUCAUUACUUUUUACUCACGGAACCGCCAUUAAAUACCCCUGAGAAUCGUGAAUACACUGCUGAGAUAAUGUUUGAAUCAUUUAACGUGCCGGGUCUUUAUAUUGCUGUUCAGGCGGUAUUAGCAUUAGCCGCCUCUUGGACAGCUAAAACAAUAGAGGAUAGAACAUUAACAGGUGUUGUUGUUGACAGUGGAGAUGGAGUGACUCAUGUAAUACCAGUGGCAGAAGGUUUUGUUAUAGGAAGUUGUAUAAAACAUAUUCCUAUUGCCGGCCGCGAUAUCACAUAUUUCAUUCAAAGUUUAUUACGAGAACGUGAAAUUGGAAUACCACCUGAACAAUCAUUAGAGACAGCUAAAGCAAUAAAAGAAAAAUAUUGUUACAUAUGUCCUGACAUUUCGAAAGAAUUUGCUAAAUAUGACAGUGAUCCAACUAAAAUCAAGAAAUACGAAGGUGUCAAUAGCAUUACAAAACAACCAUUCAUGGUAGAUGUUGGAUAUGAAAGGUUUCUUGGGCCAGAGAUAUUCUUUCAUCCUGAAUUCUCUAAUCCAGAUUUCACGACACCAUUAAGUGAAAUAGUAGACGAUGUAAUUCAAAAUUGUCCAAUAGAUGUUAGAAGGCCGUUAUAUAGCAACAUUGUAUUAUCAGGUGGUUCUACAAUGUUCAAGGAUUUUGGUAGACGAUUGCAACGUGACAUAAAACGAAUUGUCGACGCACGUCUCAAACUUAGCGAAACAUUAAGUGGUAGUCUUAUUACGCCAAAACCUAUAGAUGUUCAUGUUAUAUCGCAUCACAAACAACGUUGGGCAGUAUGGUAUGGGGGUGCUUUAUUAGCUAGCGAUCCAGAAUUUUAUACAGUUUGUCAUACCAAAAAGGCUUAUCAGGAAUAUGGUCCCGGCAUUUGUCGUUAUAAUCCCGUAUUCCAUAGUAUGGUAUAAAAUUAAUAAGGAUACAAGUGGUAUUAAAAAAAUUACAUUAUUACGGACCAAUGGUCUCUUGAUACUAAAUGCUCUAUUAAUAAUUUGUUCAAUCUCUAAUUUGUCUUUUAUCUCAAGUGAUGAUGUAUUUGAUUAAAUGGAAUGGGUGUUUUUAUUACAUACUGCUAAUUGAAAUAAUUACAAAGGAACGCCCAGUAUUACACUAGUAAACGCACACGAAAAGAUUUUUAUGCUCAUCGAUUAUUAUGAUACAUGUAAUAAAGAUACAGGGAAAAUUACUCAAAAGAGUAAAGAUUCUCUGCAUGAGAAACAAUGUUCAAGAAUAGUUGAUACAAAAUGAUAACACAAGAUGAUUGUAUAGAUCUGUACAUAAUAUAAGACAAUUUGAAAAUAAUAAUUCUUUUCUAAUGAAUCA